GGUUAGUUCGGCUGUUGCGGCGCAGAGCUGGUGGACGCGGGGGCGGCGACGCACCAAACCGGGCCAAGUUCACAGCAAAGGUGCCACUACUACACAACCCAACAGCCAUGUCGGAGCGAAGGAGGAUCUCUGGAUGUGACUGCGCUCAGUCUUACUACUACUGAGCGUGUAGGUGAGAGAGAGCAGAGAGGAGGAGAGGAGGAGAGGAGGGCUGCUUUUCUGCGUUUGUGGAUAUCGCCUUUCUUCAUGGACGGGCAACGGGGCUUUUACGAGAUGGAGAACCCGACAGAGAACCCCAGCAAGGCGGCGGAGUAUCUCAAAGAGCUCAAUAAGAUCAUCGAGACUCAGCAGGGUCUGCUGGAGAAGCAGAGGAUCCGGAUCGAGGAGCUGGAGCUCCAGGUGACGGAUCUUUGCAAGGAAAACGCCUGUCUGAAGGACCAGCACCAGCGGCACCUGACCACCUGCAGACUCCAGCAGGGCAACCACUCCACGCUGGGGGCCAUCAAGGAGAAUGUCAUGCAGGAAAAGCGGCACACCUCAUUGCCUAUAGAAGUCUCUGAGAUCCCUCUAAACCUUAUUGCCCCUCCGUGUAGAAGAAGUUACCCCUGUCGGAAAUGGAAGUCUGCAUCGUUUGGACCAGACUCAGAGGUCUCCGGCUCUGCCAUGAUUCACAGACGCCACCAUCACUCUGUGGAAGGUGAUGCUCCGGGCGGUGAGGUGGGAGCCUCUGUGGACCCCAGCGGCGGCUACAGUUGCGUCCCAGUGACCCACAGCGGCGGGCUCGGUCCCGACCACCUGGACAGCCAGCUCUACGGACACAUCCUGCUGCCUGGGCACCUGCGGCCCCGCCGGCCUAAGCUCCAGCACUCCCAGUCCAUCCUCCGCAAGCAGGCAGAGGAGGAGGCCAUCAAGCGAUCCCGCUCGCUGUCGGAGAGCUAUGAGCUCUCAUCUGACCUACAGGACAAGCAGGUGGAGAUGCUAGAGCGCAAAUAUGGUGGGCGUUUCAUAACCCGGCAUGCUGCCCGCACCAUCCAGACAGCCUUCCGCCAGUACCAGAUGAACAAGAAUUUUGAGCGUCUGAGAAGUUCUAUGUCUGAGAACCGCAUGUCCAGACGAAUUGUCCUAUCCAAUAUGAGAAUGCAGUUUUCCUUUGAAGGACCUGAAAAAGUCCACAGCUCCUACUUCGAGGGAAAGCAGGUGUCGCUAACAGAUGACGGCACCAAGAUCGGUGCAUUGGUGCAGUCAGAGCAUAGUGGAGAGAUGGGUGUGCAAGCCAAGACCCCUACAGCACAGAGUGACUUCACAGACGCCAUCACGGAACUCGAAGAUGCCUUUUCCAGGCAGGUCAAAUCUCUAGCUGAGUCCAUUGAUGAUGCUCUAAACUGCCGCAGCCUACAUGGUGAAGACAGUCAGUCAGAGCCAGGAAGAAGCCUCCAGGACAUGAACAGGGAGGUCAGCUGUCAGGUGAAACCCUCACACACCUCAGAACACCGCAAACUGGACGAGAUGACGGCAUCUUACAGCGAUGUCACCCUUUACAUUGACGAGGAAGAGCUGUCACCCCCUCUGCCUCUGUCUCAGUCUGUAGAUCGACCCUCCAGCACAGAAUCAGACUUGCGCCAACGUUCCCUCAACUCCUCCCAGGAUUACUGGUCCUUGGCUCAUAAGGAUGAAAAAGGGGACACGGACACCAGCUGCCGCAGCACACCUUCCUUAGAAUGCCAAGACCAGCGUUUGCGGGUGGACCACCUACCCUUACUGACCAUAGAGCCUCCCAGCGACAGCUCUGUGGAGCUGAGCGAUCGUUCUGACCGCAGCUCUUUGAAGAGACAGAACGCCUACGAUCGGGCCCUCAGCAACCAGCAGAGCAGCCCCAAACACAUCAGCCACAGCCUGCCACCUCGAGGGCCUUCCAGAGAAGACGAUGCCUCCCGCCAUCGACCCCGACAACUGGAGGCCCACCUGGCUAUCAACGGUACAGCAAACCGACAGAGCAAGUCAGAGUCUGAUUUCUCUGACGGUGACAAUGACAGCAUCAACAGCACAUCGAACUCCAACGAUACCAUCAACUGCAGCUCCGAGUCCUCAUCCAGGGACAGCCUGAGGGAGCAGACGCUCAGCAAGCAGACAUACCACAAAGAAACUCGCAACAGUUGGGACUCACCUGCAUUUAGCAAUGACAUCAUUCGCAAGAGGCACUACCGCAUUGGUCUAAACCUCUUCAACAAGAAACCAGAAAAAGGCAUCCAGUAUCUGAUAGAGCGAAACUUUGUUCCAGACACUCCGGUGGGUGUGGCUCACUUCCUGCUCCAGAGGAAAGGCUUGAGUAGGCAGAUGAUUGGCGAGUUCCUGGGGAACAGACAGAAACAGUUCAACCGAGAUGUCCUUGACUGCGUGGUGGAUGAAAUGGAUUUCUCAGCCAUGGAGCUGGAUGAAGCACUUAGGAAAUUCCAGGCACACAUCAGAGUCCAGGGAGAAGCCCAGAAGGUCGAGCGGCUGAUAGAGGCCUACAGCCAACGCUACUGCAUCUGCAACCCUGGGGUGGUGCGACAGUUCAGGAACCCCGACACCAUCUUCAUCCUGGCCUUCGCCAUCAUCCUCCUCAACACAGACAUGUACAGCCCCAACGUCAAGCCUGAGAGGAAGAUGAAACUGGAGGACUUUGUGAAGAACCUUCGGGGAGUGGAUGAUGGGGAGGACAUCCCCCGGGAAAUGCUGGUAGGGAUAUAUGAACGGAUUCGCAAACGAGAGCUCAAGACUAAUGAAGACCACGUGUCUCAGGUUCAGAAAGUGGAGAAACUGAUUGUUGGAAAGAAGCCGAUUGGCUCUUUACACCAUGGUCUUGGCUGCGUACUAUCUCUACCCCACCGGAGACUCGUCUGUUACUGCAGACUUUUUGAAGUGCCCGACCCCAACAAACUGCAAAAGCUGGGCCUGCACCAAAGGGAGAUCUUCCUCUUCAAUGACCUGCUAGUGGUUACAAAAAUUUUCCAGAAGAAGAAGAACUCUGUGACGUACAGCUUCCGGCAGUCCUUCUCCCUUUAUGGCAUGCAAGUGCUGCUCUUCGAGAAUCAGUAUUAUCCCAACGGAGUUCGUCUGACCUCAGCCAUUCCCGGAGCUGACAUCAAAGUCCUCAUCAACUUCAAUGCACCCAAUCCUCAGGACCGCAAAAAGUUCACAGACGAUUUGCGAGAAUCUAUUGCAGAAGUCCAAGAAAUGGAGAAGUACCGGAUAGAAUCUGAGCUAGAAAAACAGAAGGGCGUGGUGAGACCCAGCAUGUCCCAGAGUUCGGGGUUAAAGAAGGAUACAGGAAAUGGUAACCUGAGCCGAGCGAGUCUAGACGACAGCUACGCCAUCGGUGAAGGUCUGAAGAGGAGCGCCCUCAGCAGCUCCUUGCGUGACCUCUCGGAUGCAGGCAAGCGUGGGAGACGCAGCAGUGCAGGAUCACUAGACAGCAAUAUGGAAGGGUCCAUCAUUAGCAGCCCUCAUAUGCGGCGGAGAACCCCCUCCAGCCGAGACUGCCCGUCCCGCCACAGUGGCCAGUCGCUGCCCAACUCCUCCUCGCUGCUCGGAUCUCUGUUUGGCACCAGGCGGGUCAAGUCCCCCAGCCCCACCCCUCUGCACCCCACCCUCAUCUCCCACACCCCCCACCCGGCCAACCUGCACCACACGGCCCGCGUGGAGACGGACGCAGGGCCGGGCCCCAUGCACCCGCACCACGCUCAGUUCUGCCACAUGACCCAGAACCCGCCGCCUUACCACCACCACCACCACUACCACCCGCCGGCCCACCUGCAGCACCCCCCGCACCAGUACCACCCGCCCCCGUCGCACGGCCAGCAGCCGCCCUACCCGCCUCACUCUCACGCACAGCACGGCCACGGCAGCCACCCGGCACACUCCUCCCACCCGGCCCACGGCUCCCACCACCACGGCCCGGCGCCACCGCCCUCCCAGGGCCCCAGCAGCACCAAGCCCAAGCACAGCGGCAUCAGUACGGUGGUGUGAGGGGCACACGGGGGCCUCUCCGGGCCCCUCUGACUGAAUUUUCAUUUUUUCCUCCGAGGCUCUCGGCUGACGAGACGGUCGCACUGUGCAUCACUGGUCUGGGGAUGAAAAGCUAGAUGAGAUCCUGUGCCUCCUUCAGCUUUUUGUUUGUUUGUUUGUUUGUUUGUAGCUCAGUGGGGCAAUUUAUUCAGUUUUUUCUUUUCCGCUUGCUCCUUUCAACACAUUUCAGGUCAUAAUUCACGUCUGCCUGCUCCAGGUGCAGCAGACAAACAUUGCAAAAGCAUGCACAAAGACCACAACUACUGUUUCUCCUCAGUAAAUUAAAGGAACACGAUCAAAUAUCUUGCUUACUAGUAUUUUACCGAAGAACUAAAUAGUAAUCUCGACUUAAAUGUCUACAAAGUGAUUUUAUCUAGUGUGAGGUUAGUGUGGCUGGACAGACACAGUCGGCCUCAGCAGUAGCUGGACGAGUAUUUAAUGUAGCGGUAGCUCACAGUGCACUGUGAUAUCUUUGUUAGCAGUGAUAAAUGUGCCAAUUAUUGAAGCAUUUACUAAUUUAGUCACAAAAAUUGCUUUAUGUAUAUUGUGCAUAGUAUUUUGUAAAAUAAUAAUAUCAACUGUUAUAAUUAUUAUUACCAAACAAAUGGCAUCAAAUAAGACUCAGUAUUAUACUCACACAUAGGAGACAUACUUUCACUGUUAAGAAACCAAUCAAAGCUUUUAUUAGUUAAGUCGAUGUAAGCUGGAACACUACUGUAAAUGGUUGCCUUUGAGUUAGAACUCCGUUGACGAUUGUUGAGGGCUGGUGAACGCCGGCCUGCCCACAGUCUCGUCCACUGUCUUUGGUUCGGAGUCGUCUCUCUUGCUCUGGAAAACGGAAGCCACAGCGAGCUGCUGAGCAAACAGGUUCUUCUGAAUGUCCGCCCUUCAGUGCUGGCUGCUAGCCCGCCCUCAUUUUAUUUUUUUAAACUAUUUUUUUAGAGUCCAAUAAACAAUAUGAAUAUAUUUGUCGUACUGCGAACCUGGUUCAGAUUCUUCAAGUCUGCGCAGCGGGAAGAGGAGGAGGGGGAUUUUUUGGACGUGGAAACUGGAGGAGUCUGUGCAAACUGUGCAGCAGGGAAACAGCAACAGGACUGUCCCAGUGGUGAAGCUCUCAGCUGGCUGAGUGAGCCCCGUCCCUCUUCGGUUGCACCGAGCGUCUCUGGAGCAGCGAGCCAUCAUGCAGGGCUGUUCACUCCCUCCAUCUGACUCUUUUUCCUGGGAGCCACACAGACGCCACAGUACUAAAAAUCAGUAAUUAUCAUUCUGUGAUGGUGACAGCGCCCUCAUGCUUCACUCAACACAAAUGGCAGUUUUUAUAUCAAUCAUCUUUCUGACAUAUUAUGGGAUGGCUGACUGUACCUCCCAGCCAAUCCUGUGCACAGUAUCUGUGGAGUGGCAGGGGGCUGGUGUGCUGGAGCAUAUUUUCCGUUGAAAGUGAUAGACACAGCACUUGUUCUACUUAGUUGAUAUCAGUGGCAGAAAUUAGUCUGUAUCUGCUUAAAGACUCUGAGAUGCAUUUUUUUUUAACUUGUGCAAUAUGUAUUUACUUUUUUUGUUGUUGUCCAAGAACACUUUGCAAUCUGGUGGUUGUUCAUUUUGCUUUAGUUCUGUUAGUUUCCCCUUUUUUUUGUCCUUUGUCAUUUCUUCCUCAGUGUUUGUGAGUAUCCACAUGGAUUUGGAUGGACUGGAUCUUCUGCACCGAUACAGAAUGUCACGGAAAAUAAUUGCAUGUAACAGUGUAUUUUGACGAGAUUUUCAAGCUAUUGUGUAUUCCCGACCUAUAUCAGUGUUAUGGUUGACAGUUGUUAAAAUGGUAGAAUAGUUUUGACUUCUUCAACUACAGCCAACCGAAGUCAACUAUGUGUUUGUGUCACUCCAGACGAUAACCGAAUCUGUAUCUUUUCCUGAUCUGUAUACAGUACAGUAGUUUACUGGAUCUUAGUGUACAACCAUAGUUCAAGCUGGAUCUUAUCACAGCUGUAAAGGGGGGAAAUGUUCUUUUCCAACACAAAUUUCUGUUAUCUUUAGAGCCGGCAUGACAAAAAGAUGUACUCUGUCAUCUGAAAAUUAAAGUGAUAAUUGAGUAUUUAAACUGGAACUCUCUAAUCUUCACAUUGUCUCUGUCAGGAGCGAACACAUUGCUGUUGUCAAGUGAUAAACAGUAGAUCAGUAUUCUUAAACAAUUAUGUCCUCAACUUUUCAAAUAAACCACCUUUUCAACAGGAUUCGUAAUUGGAUUUAUUGAUAAAAUUAAUUGUCUGUUAGUAAACUUUUUUUUAAUGCUCCUUAUAUCAGCAAUAACCCACUUAGAAGACAACUUUUGAGUUUUUAAAAUAGAGUCAGGGCUGGUGUCCUUAUACCUUAUAUGAGUGGAUCCAUGUUUUUGUUUGGAUUUAUGUAUGAAGAUAAGCAGUGCACCACAGCUGCUGCACCGAUGAAUGCUAAUAAGACAUGACAAUCUGUCACAGUUUUUGGCAAAUGAUUAUUAACCCUGGCUGAUGUCUAAGCUGUUGAGUAUCUAAAUUGAUCAGAAGAUGAGAUGGAUUUGAGUUUCUCGCCACUUCUGUGUAACAAUUUCCUGGAAGAAAAAUACCACAAAGUGAUCCCAACCUGGCAACCCAGUUGUUCCUUUUAAUGAUUUAUGACUGAUUUAACUGGCAUUAUUACUGCAUUUAUUCACCUUUAAUUUUAAGCUGACAAUUGCAACAUUUACCAUUAUCUUAACUCUACUAAAUGCACUGUAGAGUGCUGUAGAAUCUAAUAUUUGUGAUCUGUAAAACAUACAACAAUCAAAGCAUGUAGUUUAUGUCAGGAAAGUGCCAAUACUGCACUUUAAAAUCAGUUUAGUAACCAGUAUAGUUGCAAAAUUUUUCAGCUCCUCAGGUGACAAAUUCUGUCUUUAGACUACAUCCUGAUUACAAACUAGUUGUUAAGGAAUGCAGCGAACAAAAAGCUUCAGUUAGUUUUAUUACAUCCUGAUUACAUCAAUUCACAACCAUCCAGAAGACUGAUUUAUUGUAAAACCUGUCCAGAUUCCAUGUGAGGUGCUUUGUUGCAUGCCAUUGAUGCCUAUUGUUUCUUUACUUCUUCUCUCUCUCUCUCACUUUUUUUUUUUUAAACUGUUCUAUCAAGCAGCAUGCUUGACUCGACCCUAAACUUUCAGUGUAGCUUUGAUUUCUCUCUGGCUGAUGCUUGUUUACAUUUAUAUGAGUUCUGGCCCGCUAGUGUGUCUCUUCAUUUUUAAAACUUGUGUCAUUCUACUCCGGCAUGCAUUUCACCUCUAUUUCCACUGUACAAUAUGAAGACGCAGCAGUGUACUGCUGAGUGUAAAUAGCAAAAAUCCACCUGGGGAAAUCUAAUGUAGCACGAUGAAACGAAGUGGGUUUGAAAUUGAGCAAACGUUUUAAAGGAUGGGUAGUAAAGAAUGAGAAACAUAUGUAAAUAGUCUGUAAACUAUUAUUAUUAUUAUUAUUAUUAUUAUUAUUAUUAUUAUUAUUAUUAUUAUUAUUAUUAUUAUUAUUAUUAUUAUUAUUAUUAUUAUUAUUAUUAUUAUUAUUAUUAUUAUUACAACUCAUUGUCUGCUGUUACACUGAAGGUGCAUUCUUGCUCCCCUCUGAUCUUUACAUAAUCAUCAAACUGCUUCUCUCUGCCUCCGACAGGACUGAAUUAUCAUAGGAUCUAGAGAUGAACAGCCAACUGUUACACGGUUAACACUGCUUCUUAUUACCUGAGACGCUCCUGUUUUCUCACAGCCCACUUUUGAAGUCAAAUGGAAGGGAGGAGUGCUCUUAUUUUAUUAUGCAUUCUGUUUCUAAGUAGACAAAAACCCUAUUGAUGUAAAACUAGUACUGUGACAAUGUUGAGAACGCAAAAUAAAACAAUAUACUGUAAAACCUGA
Messenger RNA from Amphiprion ocellaris (clown anemonefish), 7948 nucleotides. RefSeq names its product IQ motif and Sec7 domain ArfGEF 1b (gene iqsec1b). Gene Ontology annotation, biological process: regulation of ARF protein signal transduction; actin cytoskeleton organization. The coding region runs from base 247 to 4008 and encodes 1253 amino acids. Gene Ontology annotation, molecular function: guanyl-nucleotide exchange factor activity; protein binding. Lineage: Eukaryota; Metazoa; Chordata; Actinopteri; Pomacentridae. The record is from RefSeq and is a predicted model, not a curated record. The transcript has 16 exons.